UGUGUUGCAUCUAAAACGAAGGAAGUACUAACGAAGUAAUGAGUAAUGACCCCAUUUAUUUAUCAUCUGUAGCCUAAUCAUCUCCAAAACAGAACCCAAAACCAAUGGCGGAACCAUCAUCAAACGAAGAAGACUACUCUGCCUCAGCAACCCUCAUCCACUUCGACCGCCCCCUUCCUCUCAUCCGCCGCCCCAUUCCCGCCGGCCCGACCGACGACCCGGAACUCGGCCCAUUCGUCCUAGCAUUCCCUACCCCACAAUCCUUCUUCUCUUCCCUCAAAUUCUGCGAGUCGAAGCUUCUGGAACAAUGUGAAGCAGGGGUACGAAUCGGGUGCUCCAUAACCGCAUCAAACAACUGUAAACCACCUUGGUGGAAGACCCUUUUCGGGAAAAUCGAUUUCAAAGAGAGAAGCGAGUGUGAGGAGAGAGAAAUGGCUGCUUGUCUUCAAGGGUCGAAGGAAAAAUGUGGGGAGUUUUCCAAAGAUAAGUGCUUGGGCCCGUUUGGGUCGGCCCGGAUUGCUUGUAGAGAGAGAAAGGUGAGGAAGAAGGAGGUGGGUGGGUUGAUUUCUUGGGUCUCGGGUUUGGGUCUUUUCAAUGGGAAUUUAGGGUUUGAAUUGUUAGCUGGGAAUCAAUUGGGGUUGCUUUCUGAAUUGAAUUUGAGCUAUGAAGUCACAAAUUUUAGAGGGUCUGAGCUAUUGAAAGAUAGAAAUCAACCCGAUUGAUGGAGAAAUAUAUUUGUAAUUUUAAUCUGAUUUGUUGAAGUGUAUAGAGAGCCGCAAAGGGAAAUGAUGUAGACGGGAUUUAUCCUAGGUUUAGCAUAGAGAGCCAUAAAGAGCAAUGAUGAGUUGAAGAUAGGGGUGUUUUUUCAUGUGGUUUUGACAGGGAUUUCAGCUUGUUUAGGGGGAUCAGUGUUGUGGCUCAUAUUGCGAAUUUAUGACCUUGAGAUAAUUAUGGAAUGUGUAUUGUGUGAUUCUGAUUACAGAGAAAUCGCUGGGUUGAAUUUCAGAGCAUGUUUGGUAAUUGAAGAGUAUUUGACUAUUUGGGAUACAAUGAAGAUAUAUUACAUUGGCUAUAACAAGUCAGUAUCCGAGUUGCCUAUUAUUGGUAGAAAGAUGGAACUACUGAACUGUUGUAAUGGCCAGUGGCUGGGCUAGAAGAGCAUGUAAUAAGGUCUCGACUGACAAGAUUCAAGCUUCCUCGACUUCAUAUAUAGGAGCUGUUGUAUAUUUUGUGUUAUCUGGUGUGUCACAACUUCAUGUUCUGGCAUCAACAGUUCAACACUACGUUGGUGUUAGUCUUGUGGGCUGUUUUUAAGAAUCCCUUUCCGGUCAUUUUUCAUGUGUAAUCAGUAUCGGCAUAACAUAAGGAUGAUGUAUAUAGAAUUUUCUAUUAAGAACAGAUGAAUUGAUGAAAAAGUACUAAUUAUAGUAUUAUUACUGUACAAAA
Messenger RNA from Chenopodium quinoa (quinoa), 1446 nucleotides. RefSeq lists its product as uncharacterized. The transcript has 2 exons. Gene Ontology annotation, cellular component: plastid. The coding region runs from base 105 to 722 and encodes 205 amino acids. The record is from RefSeq and is a predicted model, not a curated record. NCBI's taxonomy places the organism in Eukaryota, Viridiplantae, Streptophyta, Magnoliopsida, Caryophyllales, Amaranthaceae.